Messenger RNA from Taeniopygia guttata (zebra finch), 3493 nucleotides. NCBI's taxonomy places the organism in Eukaryota, Metazoa, Chordata, Aves, Passeriformes, Estrildidae. The record is from RefSeq and is a predicted model, not a curated record.
GCCACAGCAAUAAUGUCAGGAGGGGCCUCACUGGGGACACCUCCUAGGAGUGGGGCAGUGAGCCCAGCAUUCCCAACAAUAGGAACUGGCACCACCACUGGCCCAGAGAGUGGCACUGCUUCCCCCCUGUCCUUCAGCUCAGCAGUGACGAGCCACUCCUCCUCCUCCUCCUCCUCCUCUUCCUCCUCUCCUGAGGGCUCCUCAGCUGUGCCUCUCAACCCACAGCAAAGCAGCAGCACUGGGGCACCCCUGGCCACCACAUCCCACCCAUCCACAUCCCUGCUGUUCUCCACUCCCGGGCAUACAGACACAGUGUUGGACGCUGUGACAGCAGAGGAGGUGACACCCAGCCCAGCUGCCAGCACAGCCAGCACCAACCCAGUGGCUUCUGCCUCAGAAACCAGUGCACCCAGCCAUUCAUCCUCACCAGGCAGCAGCACGGAGACACCAGCAGCUGGACACAGCUCCCCAGCCCUGCCACAGCCCACAGAGCUGGGGACGGCCACCUCGCCUCCCACGGGGAGCCCCUCGCCCUCCACGGCCACGGCCUCCACAGGCAGUGGUGCCACGACUCCUCCUGGAGAUGGGGAGAGCUCCACCACAAACCAGGAGAUCAGAACAGCUGAGCCCACUGCCAACACCUCCCACUUCCUCCCUUCCACAUCCCUGGCAACCCCAUCCACGACCAACCUUAGUGUAUCGACAUCUGUUAAUCCUGGGACUUGCUUGCCAGUGUCCAUCAAUGUUCAGAAGGUGACUGCAGAAGAAAUACAGCUCAACUGGACCAGCAGCAGCAACGGCAGCUUCUACAUCUCUGCCAAGGGUGAUGGAAAGGAGAUUCAUGCAAUAACUACAAAUGAGACAGAAGCUGUGUUUAAAAACCUGCUUCCUGGCCAGAAGUACACCAUUUCUGUGGCAGUGUCAUCCUGUGCUGAGAACAAUCCUGCUUCAGUCACUGUCUGGACAGAUUCUGGUUCCUGCUUAGAAAGAACUGAGUUGUGUUUUGCACAAAGUACUGGCUGUUCUGACUUAAAAGGCAUUGUAUGCUCCAAUAACCAAGCAUUUGCCUGCAGAGUUUGGUUAAAAAAUGAGAUAUUCAAUAGUACACUUUAUGACUCUGAGAGUAAAGACUACAUGGCAAUGUCUGGAAGUUUCAAAACAAAAGUUGUUGCAGAAAUGAACACUAAACUGGGGAAUAACCACUCCGACAUUUUUGUGCUGGGGUUCAGAUCUGGCAGUGUGAUUGUUGAUUUUCUCUUUCUGCUGCCAAAAGAAGAAGCCAUGGAUGUGGGUGCUAUACAGACCCACCUGAGUAACGUGCUAAAGAGCAAGUUUGGGAGCCAAAGUGAAGUGCAAACUCUGUCUUUUCAGUCAUCAACUGACAACUGCUCCUCCUGGAGAGUAGCAGUGAUUGUCCUUGGAGUUUUACUUGGAGUUGCAUUAGUGCUGAUUCUCCUGGCAGUAGUGUUUUACAUCCAUGUCAGAAGAUCAGGUAAAUAUUUGGUUGAAUCCUCAGGACUCAUCGGAAUGUUUGUCUACAAGCACUUAUAAGAUAAACCAUCGGUUUCACUUAAAUAUUUUGGACAAGGCAGAAAAUUAAUAUAUUUAUUGUAUAAUUCUAUGUUAAUUGUGUAUAAUAACUUAGGAUAAUUCCACCCUUUCCUUCCCAAUGUCCAUUGCCAAAUUCCUCAGCUUCUAACAACACCUCAUGAAUCUUCCUUUAAACAGGUAUGGAUUUUUCCACAUUGUACACAUGGUAGAGUGAGGAACAGAGAAACUUCUCUUCAACCUAUCCCCUAUAGGUACUGCAAUGACUCUUAACACUGAAAAUCUAGAGAGACAAGACCCAAACUACUCAAUACUGUGUUUAGGUGACACUGAAAACAGGGUGACUGUGCCUGGUAGUUGUGGCAGACCACCUGAAUGCUCAGCUGAGCCCAGAGUCAUCCUGUUGAGUUUUGUGCACUUGCCCAAGGGUGAUUCACCUCCCCUGAGACUUUUAUCACUGUAUAAAAUUAUAUAUAUAUGCCUUUUUCUUUCCUGUGACUGCAGAAUGAGCCCAGGGUAAUUAGUGUUACAGCUUGAUUAGGAGUUUGGAGAAAAAUGGGAUACAUCUCAGUUGUGUGGACUUGCUAGAGAAGUCUGGUGCACCAGAAACUUGAUUAGGAGGCUUCUGAAUUCAAGUUUUCUUUAAUUGCUGGGCUAUGAAGAAAUAACUGCUUAUAUGUGUCAAAUGUACAGCAUGCUAAAUACAGCUGUGCUUUCACAGCAUAUUCUCAGAGAUGGGGAAGGAAAAAAAAUAGGUUAAUUUGAGCCAAAAGUACUUCACUCACCUAUUUUUGCCUAUCAGAAAUGGUCAGCUGAGCAAGGAUGUGCCAUAUAGUGCACUUUCGUCCUGCUCUUGAUAAUCCCAAAGUCAAGUCCAGUAAAAUGGAAGCAACUCCUGCGGCAUUGGAGCAGACUUUGCUUCAGAUUUCUUCUAAUUGCUUUUAGAGCAAUUAGAAGAAAUGACCUUUACCUUUUCCCACCACUCUUCACUGCAGUCCUGGUGAAGUUACAUUCUGUCCCUACUGUGGUGCAGUUUUUCCUGCUUGGAAUGUGCUGAACAGAUGACAAAGGGGCAGUUUACUGCUGUACAUAUUCCCAGCAGGAUUUCUGGGUUUCAUUUCAAACCAGCUCUCUCUGUAUCUGUGCAUUUUGUCAGUCUGCCUACGUUUGGAAUUCCUGUUGAGGCACUGAGCAUCCCAUGAUGUUGAGGCCCUGCCUCACACCACUGGAUUUGGGGGAUUAGGUUGUGGUUAUUUGGCACAGAUUAGAGUACAUUGGUGCCAGAGCUGCAGGACCAGCAGUGUGGAGGUGCACAAGCAGCUCUGCUCUGCUCCAUGUGCAGCCAGCCUUCAUUCUUCUCAUCCCUCCUUCCCUGUGCUAAAACACAGCUCCUGGGAUAGCCCUGCUGAGGAUCCUGCCUGGAAUAUUAUUUUUAGUAGCAGGGACCUAUGAAACAGGGUAUUGUACGCCUUUUCCUUCCAUCUAGGGUCAACUUGUCUAUCCUGAUUGAGAUCUGGGGUGUGGAGUCACAGACACCUCACUGGUGGGAAGAGAGUGAUUAGUAUUUGUUAAAUUUAUAUUAUGUGGUUUUUAAAUAUAGCUAGCUCUGGUGUUCUACUCACUGAGUAGUCACUCAACAAUGUAUUCUGUCAGUAAAUACAAGUUCUCCAGAGAGCUCUGUUGAAAAUAAAAAUGAGUGCUCUCUCUAUAUUAAUACUCUUUUAUUUAAUUUUUGAGGGAUCUGCUUUGAAUAGCAAAUCCUCAUUGUCAGUAAACCUUUCUGAUGUUGUAAAUAGUGUUAAAUAGAGACCAUGUACAGCAGGCUUGAACAAUCCUGGGACUGUUCAUGCAAAAUGUAUUUAAUGUCUUUGGGGGGAAAAAAAAAAGUGGUAUUUUAAACAAUUUUCUUGGAGAUACUUUACAAAUAAAAUCUUUAUUUUUGCAA